Messenger RNA from Anopheles gambiae (African malaria mosquito), 5440 nucleotides. RefSeq names its product neurotrimin. NCBI's taxonomy places the organism in Eukaryota, Metazoa, Arthropoda, Insecta, Diptera, Culicidae. Gene Ontology annotation, cellular component: axon; plasma membrane; neuronal cell body. Bases 483 to 2096 code for a protein of 537 amino acids. Gene Ontology annotation, molecular function: axon guidance receptor activity. The transcript has 11 exons. The record is from RefSeq and is a predicted model, not a curated record. Gene Ontology annotation, biological process: homophilic cell-cell adhesion; synapse organization.
UGGUCGCAGAGCACGCUGCGAAUGAACGAUUCAUGGCAAGCGGUGCUUCGACGGCUACCAGCGUAACGUUGACCGUUCAUUCGUAUUUUGAACCGCGACCAGUGAACACGGACAGUCGCUGCGUAUCGAGCCGUUGUGCCGGGUGGCGUGAAAUUUUGCAAUCACCAGUCUCAACCUGUGUGUCUAUGUCUGUAUGUGUGUGCGAGUGUAAGUGUGCGUGAAAGUUUUCCCAACAAGUGUUGAAAGUUGAAAAAUCAUUUCAGUAUAAAAAAUCCAAAAGUGCUUGAAAAGAAUCUGCUCCCCAAACAUCACACAGUGCAGUGCAGUGUGAAAAGAAGUGUUUCCCUUCAACCCCCCCUGCUCCUACCCUGGUGUGUGUGUGUGCCAGGGCUGAAGAGCUUUUUUCUCUGUUCGGUUGUGCUGUUCUGCAUCUUCCAGCGUCUUCCAGCUUCCAACAAGCGACGAACCGACCGCGCCAAACGAUGAAUCUUCGCGGCUGGGGUGCGGUGCAGCUUGCACUGGCGUUCGCCGUCGUGCUGGUCGGAACCAUGGUUGAAACUCUUCCACAGCCGAGCAUAAGCGUGUCGAAGGAGCAGCGCAACAAACAGGAAGCAGUGGAAAGCCCAUCCGAUGACUACGAUGACGAUUACGACGAUGAUGAGGACGUGCCGUCGCAGGAGAAACCGGAGAUCAGCGACAAUGCGCUGCUCGGGACGACGCUGCUCACCAAGGACUACAUCGAGCAGGCACGGGAAAGCGAACAGGUUACGCUGAAGUGCGACGUCAGCAAUCCGACAACUAACAACAUCAUCAUAUGGUACUACAACAACAAGCCCAUCUUUCAGCAGUUGAUCCGUCUGAUACCGGACACGCGGUAUGAGCGUGGCCCCGACUUUUCGCUAGUUAUCGACAACGUGCAGCUCACGGACGAGGGUGUUUACUCCUGCCAGCUACUGCCCAACAAUAUGACGGUUAAAAUUGAACUACAGCUGUUGACGCCGCCACGAGAUGUCCACAUCAUGCACGGUAGCAAAACCAUCAACGAUACGAUUGAGAUGCAUCAGCGCGAUCGCAAGGUAGUACUGCUAUGCUCGGCCGGAGGACAUCCGACUCCCCUCAUCACCUGGGCUUAUCGAGGACGCCAUUUGGAUGAGGAAAACAGCCGCCAGCUCGGUAUCAAGCUGCGCAAGGAGUUUUUGGAAAUCCACGAGGUGAAAUCGCAACACGCCGGAGACUACGAGUGUAUGGCCCAGAAUGGUAUUGGCAACCCGAUCAGCCAGACGGUGACUGUCGUUGUAAAAGAUGACUCAUCGGAAGAGCUGGAGGAUGAUUACAUGGAUGACGCUAAUGUAACUGCACCGCCGCUGGAGAAAGGUAGCCCAAUCAUUCACAAGCAUUCCAGCUACAUCAACACGGCGAUCGGCGAGAACGUGGAAAUGGUCUGCCUGUACGACAGCAAUCCGGAGCCACGCAAAAUCCAGUGGAUUCGAAAUGAUGAGAUCGUUCAGUCGGUACCCGCCCAGACCAUCAUCACGAACGAUCAUCACAAUCACCACAACCGUACCCGGCUCACCAUCAAGAACGUGCAGCAGAAGGACCUGCAGGCGUACUACUGCAAAAUUGAGAACGAACUAGGCGAAGCAGUAUCGAAAACGAUUCUCGGACUGACGCCGGGCGGUGCACAUCUGAUACACUCCAACUCUUCGGACGGUUUGCUGCACACGUGGUGGAAGAUUCACAGCAUUCAGCAGAUCUCCGAGAUGCUCGUGCUUUACCGAGGAGAGAAUACCAAAUACAUACCGGUGACGACCGAAAUCUCCAGCCACGACCAAAACCCGGACGGCUACACCUGGACGAUUCGCAAAUCGAUCCGACUUCCGGAGGGCGAAUGGUUCGUGACGGCCCGGGCACGCAACACCGAGGGUUGGUCCAGUGCCGAAAGUCUGCCGCACCAGUUCCAGAUCCGUGACGCGAUGGACAACAUUCAGGUGGCUUCGAUCGGUGGUUCGAGCGGAGCGCACCGGACACUUUCGGUGGGCGGGCUGGCGCUACUACUGCUGCUGGUGCUUCCCUUCGUUAAAACGCUAGCGUAUUAAUGUGCUGCAUGGCGGUGAGAGCGAGCGUGUGUGGGAAAGCGAGCGAUUGGAAAGGACACAAACACACACACACACGCACAUACGCUUUUAAAAGGUAGCAUAAAUAAGUGAAAACCGAACCAAUCCGCACGGCCAACACGGAUCACACGGAGUUAAAGUUUCAGCAGUCAGAGUCAUGAGAGCUUUGGCAACCGAUUUCAGUUCAGUUGCUGGAGGUUUGUUGGAUUUGUGGGGAAAGGGGAGAGGGGAGGGAUACUUCAUCAUGAUUUAUAAAGGUAGUGGCAAACAGGGACUAAUCCUUCAUGGCAGCGCCCCAAAACCAGCGUCGGCAAAGCUGGUGCGUGUGCGGGAAAUUGCCCCGAUUUUGCUACAUAUUCGCAGAUAGCAGGAUGGAGCAAAGUGAGUGAUACGAGUUAGCCGUUAACCGAGACCCAAGAUACGUCCAACUCAAAUUGCACAGCAUAAAGGGAUGGCCCAAAGGUAGAGCGUGUGUUAGUGUGUGUUCGUGUGUGUGUGAACGCAAAACUUCCCUCAUUCGCAAAGACAGUAAAACACAUCAUCAAUUCCCCAAUGUGAUGUGGUCAUCACCCGGUCUGGGUCGCAGUAUACACGCACGCAUGCAGUCACAGAUACGACUCGUGAACAUGAAACAACGUAUGUAGAGAUGCAAAAUCAAAGCGAUAUAGUUAUUACGGUAGGCAAUGUGAGAACGCGCGAGGAUUACAGUAGUUUAACCAAAAGAAGAAUCUUCAUAGCACAGACCCUUAACAAAUCCCCACCACCACCACCACCAACAUUCGCUGAAAUCGUUCACAAAGUAGCAAAGCAAGCAGGUCAUGCCAUUGGUGAUAAGGAUGCGCACGUAUACGUGGCAUAUAGCUGGGCCAUCGAUAGAGAGAGAGGCAGCGAGAGAAAAACGAUAAACAUGACUGCUACUGGCGUCACUGUUCACUCGUGCCCAACAUUAAACAUAAAAAUUAAACGCGUCCAGUUGCGGGUUCCCUUUUCAUGUUCCAAUGAUUUCGUUUGAAAGAGAAACGAAAUGGUUUUUUUUAUUUUAAUUGCAUUCUACCUUACUUUGCCUUUGAAAAGUUUUGUCUUUUAGAAGAAAAUUCCUUAAACCCCGAGACUGUUCCCUAGGUUAUUUUGCAAGUAAAAGUCACAACAAAGGGAGCAGUAUAAACAUGCGAAACAAAACAAAAAGGAGUUUUUAAUUGUUAUAGACAGCAAACAGUAAAUGAAAAAUGAGAAAUCAAUCUAUAACUAGAUCGAAACUUUAAACAAAAUUGUAACCAAAAUUGCCUUUGGAUGAAAACCGCUCGAUGUGUAAUGUAAAACAACAUAAAAGAGGAGAAACCCGAACAAGUAAACGCAAAAGCCACUUCUGAAAACUUAAUAGCACACAUUGCAACUAGCCAAAAUUAAACACAAAACAACGAAAAUGAAUGCAAGUGAAAAUGAGAACCUUAAGAAAACGUAUUAAAUUGAACAGAGAUUGUACAGAGCCAGAACAGAAAAUCAUUACUGCAACAGACCAAACAUACAAAGUCGGGUGUCGUAUUCCUUAAAAUCCAUUACAUAUAUAUUAUGGCUUGAUACCAUUUUUAGGUUUAGCACACUACACAUCCUUCUCUACACACAGACACACACAUACAUAGUUGGCCCCUUCCAUCCUUCCAAAUGUAAAUGUAGACCGUAAAGAAUCCGCAAAUUGGCGAAACGUUAUUUCUCUUUGAAACUCGCCAAAACACCCUCCCCAGUGUGCGUUAGUUGGUAGUGUAAUCGUUUUAAGAUGAACCUUCAUUAAUGUUCCCUUCUUCAUAUCCGUUAUUGUUUUGUCUUUAAGCUACCUUGCUACUUCAUUAUCUAUUUCUAUUUUAUUGUUCUGUUGUUUCCCCUUUUCUCUUUACUCUCUUUCAGCAAUCCUACAAACCUGCUAAACACUUAAGUUAAACUUAGUUAACCUUUAACGUAGUGCUCUAAGCUAUCGUAUAGUAUUUUGAGGACAAAGGAUCAAGUCAAAUUUGCGUAGUAGUGAAGGGAGAAAGAGAGAGAGAGACGGUUGUACUAUAGAGGAAAACUGCACACAAAAGGUGCAACAAAGAGAAACUAGAAAAGAGAAACUAGCGAAGAGAAAGGGGCGAAUGCGGAUCACAGUUUUGGCACACAGAGAAAGAACCAAACCAAACAGAAAAAAGUGCGUGUUAAACCAGACGGGUUGCCGUACUUUCUGCGUUCUAGGCUUAGAAUGAUAAGAAUCCGUUCCGUUGUUUUUUUUAUUCUUAUUUUUACUUUUAAUAAAACAACAAACACAAACAGCUGCUCCGAAGUACGGUGCUAUAUAGAGACAAACAUUUACACAAUUUUUAUCCCACACACACACACACAGACAUCAAGUUCAUGUACCAAAUGCAAUAAACACAAGAUAAAACAAUGGAUAAAAUUUAAAAUGCAUUAUAUGCUUAUAGAAAAUUACUAAAACCGUAUUAUUCGUCAAAAAAGGGUUAAAACAAAACUUGCAAAUAUGAAGAUACAAAAACAUACAUGUAGCAAAUCAUAUACCUUUUGUGUCGUAAGGGGCAAGCAGACGUAGCCCUUAAGAAACCAAACAAAAAAAACAACAACAACAACCAGAGCCUUUAUCCUAACAGCCAGAGCAGAAAUGUUCGUUUUGUUUGUUUGAAAUGUAUUGUUUGUUUUUUUCUUAUCGUUUUUGUCUACGGGCACAACCGAUUCGCCAUCUAAAUGUUAACCAAUGUAAUCAUGUUUUUACUGUGUGCAGCGCGUGUAACAGAACGGUGCAUCGCAAAACAAAUUGUGCUAUAGGUGCGUAUGAAAAGGGUUUAACAAAAAACCCUCCAAUCGGUACAUUAAAAAAAAAAAAAACUAUUUAAAUGCAGAAGUAUUUGCUAGAGACAUAUUGAUCGGUAGGUAAACAGUAAAAGCGAUAAAACAGCAAGAAAGAACCACAGAGCAAGGAAGGAAGGUAUAAAUAAAUAUGAAAAACAUACAAAACAACACAACCUUUUGAUUGGGAGAAAAAAAAAAACAAAUCAAAAUCAACACUUACACACAACUACUAAUCUAAAAUAUGAGCUAUGUUCGGUAUCAUUAAUGAAUGUUGAAUAGAAUUGGUGAACAUUAACUAGAUAUGUGCAAAAUUAACGAAAAUAAAACGCAAAAUAAACGGAGGUGCAACGGUAGCAGUUGAAGCACGAAUUUUACGCAAAAGCAGAAAAAGAAGAGCAUCGUUAGAGCAAGAGCAAUCCAUCUUCAGGCAAAGAGGUGACAAACCAAGAGAAAGGAAUGGAAAAAUAAAUGAAAAUUAUAAAUCCAAAACGUAA